GCAGGGUCCUUCCGGCAGCCAGCUUCAGGCUUGGCUUUGAAGAGAAGCUGGCACCAAUGGUUUUGUGUGCUGUGCGGGGAGUUUUGCUGUGGGGAGCUGAGCAGAGAGCAUGGGCAAGCUGUAAAAGCAGGACAUGAAUGCAGUGACCUAUGAUGAUGUACAUAUCAACUUUUCUUGGGAAGAGUGGAAUUUGCUGGAUCCUUCCCAGAAGAAUCUCUACAAAGAUGUGAUGCUGGAGACCUAUAAGAACCUCACUGCUAUAGGAUACCAUUGGGAAGACCAUAAUAUUGAAGAACAUUGUCAAAGUUCUAGAAGAUAUAACAGGCAUGAAAGAAAUGAAAUUGGAGAGAAACUUUCUGUAUAUACUCAAUGUAUUAAAGCCUUUGCAUAUGGCAGUCACCUUCAAAGAAAUGCAAGAACAUGUACUGGAGAGAAACCUUAUGAAUGUAAUCAAUGUGGUAAAGCCUUUGCACGUUACAGUCUUGUUCAAAGGCAUAAAAGAACACAUACUGGAGAGAAACCCUAUGACUGUAAUCAGUGUGGUAAAGCCUUUGCUCAUUGCAACACUCUUCAAAUCCACAAAAGAACACACACUGGAGAGAAACCCUAUGAAUGCAAGCAAUGUGGUAAAGCCUUUACUCAACACAGCACUCUUCAAUUGCAUAAAAGAACCCAUACUGGUGAGAAACCCUAUGAAUGUAAUCAGUGUGGUAAAGCCUUUGCAUGUCAAAGUAGUCUUCAACGGCAUAAAAGAACACAUACUGGAGAGAAACCCUAUGACUGUGAUCAAUGUGGUAAAACAUUUACAUGCCAAAGUAGUCUUCAAAUGCAUAAAAGAACCCAUACUGGAGAGAAACCUUAUGAAUGUAAUCAGUGUGGUAAAGCCUUUGCAUGUCAAAGUAGUCUUCAAAGGCAUAAAAGAACACAUACUGGAGAGAAACCCUAUGAAUGUAGUCAGUGUGGUAAGGGCUUUGCAUGCCAUAGUCAUCUUCAAAGGCAUAAAAGAACACAUACUGGAGAGAAACCCUAUGAAUGCAAUCAGUGUUGUAAAGCCUUUGCUCAUCACAGUACUCUUCAAAUGCAUAAAAGAACACACACUGGAGAGAAACCCUAUAAAUGUCAUCAGUGUGGUAAAGCCUUUGCUUAUCACACUACUCUUCAAAGGCAUAAAAGAACGCAUACUGGAGAGAAACUGUAUGAAUGUAAUCAAUGUGGUAAAUCUGUUUCGUCCUUUGCAUAUCAUAAUCAUCUUCAAAGGUAUGAAAGAAUCUGUAAUGGAGAGAAACCCUUUGAAUGUAAUCAAUGUGGUAAAGUCUUUACACAUCAGAGUAUUCUCAAAAAUCAUAACAGAUCACAUACUGGAAAGAAACCCUAUGGAUGUAAUCAAUGUGGGAAAGCCUUUGCGUUUCACAGUCAUCUUCGAAUGCAUACAAUAACACAUACUGGAGAGAAGCCCUAUGAAUGCAACCAAUGUGAUAAAGCCUUUUCAUGUCACAGUCACCUGAAAAUACAUGAAAGAACCCAUACUGGAAAAAAACCCUAUGAAUGUGAUCAUUGUGGGAAAGCCUUUUCACAACAUUAUCAUCUCCAAAGGCAUAAAAGAACACAUACUGGAGAGAAACCCUAUGAAUGUAAUCAAUGUGGGAAAGCCUUUGCAUGUCAAAGCAGUCUUCUAUUGCAUCAAAGAACCCAUACUGGAGAGAAGCCCUAUGAAUGUAAUCAUUGUGGGAAAGCCUUUGCAGUUAACUGUAGUCUCCAAAAUCAUAAAAGAACACAUACUGGAGAGAAACCCUAUGAGUGCAAACAGUGUGGUAAAGGCUUUGCGCAGAAAAGUCAUCUUCUAAGGCAUAGAAGAACACAUACUGGAGAGAAACCCUAUGAAUGUAAUCAUUGUGAGAAAGCCUUUUCACAACAGUAUCACCUCCAAAGACAUAAAAGAAUGCAUACUGGAGAGAAACCUUAUGAAUGUAAUCAAUGUGGUAAAGCCUUUGCAAGUAACUGUAGUCUUAUAGUACAUAAAAGAACACAUACUGCAGAGAAACCCUAUGAAUGUAAACAAUGUGGUAAAGCCUUUACACAACAGAGUCAACUUAACUAUCAUAAAAGAACACAUGCUAGAGAGAACCCAACAAAUGUAAUCAAUAUGAGAAAGUCUUUUCACAACAGAAUCAUUUCCAAAUACAUAGAAGAAAACAAAUAGGAGGAAAAGCUCUAUGAAGUAAUCAAUGUUGUAAAGCCUUUAUAUGUCUUUGUAGUCUUUGCAUCAUUGGAAAAAAAUGAUACUACAGAGAAUUCCUAUAAAUGUAGUCAAGGUUUUGCAUCUCAUUAUAGCUUUUAUACAAGAUUUAAUCUUUCAGUGUGCCAUCAUUCUGUUAAAGCCUGUGCCUAUCAAAAUAAUCUUUGACGACCUAAAAAAAAAAAAAAAGCCCAUACAGAAGAGAAUUUAGCUAUAAAGGAUUUGGUAAGAUCUUUAGCCAACACAUUUAUGUUUCAUAAGUGUAUUUAUUCUGAAGAAAAAAAAUCUGACCAUAUCAUUAAUCUGUUCAAGAAGUAUAAUGCCUAUCUUUAUUUUGUUUGUACCUGCAAACUCAUGGAAAAAGCCCUAUGAAUUUAAAUGAUAUAAUAACUCUUUUAGAUUGCAUACAUCUCUUCAAUGACAUGAAAUAACAUUCAGGUGUAAAAGUUUAUGGAUAUUUGUGCCUUUUCUGUUGUUGUGAUAAAACAUUAUGUUUAUGUCAACUUAUGAAAGAGUUUAAUUUGACUCUUGAUUCCAGAGGGAUACCAUGGAAGUGAUACAGCAACAGGUGUCAGACAUGGCAGCUAAAGCAGGAGGCAAAGAUCUCACAUCCUCCACCUGUAGCAUGAAGCAGAGUGUGGGAAUAGGAAAUAAUUUUUAGAUAUAAAUUAUGAAAGCAUAUCCCUAAUGACAUAUUUCCUCCAAGAGGGCAGCAUGUUCUGAAUCUUCUCAAAUGAUGUUGCCAACUGGAGAUUGAUUUUUCUGACUUCAAGCCUACAUGCUUGCGUUCUGAACCAAUGCAUGAUGAAGUCAAAGUAUGUAAGAUGCCCUCAACACCUGUGUGAUAGGAAUGAAUACUUAUCAGAGAAAUUCCUUCAUGAGUGAAAAUUUGUUUAAAGAUUUUAUUUAAUUUUAAUUAUGCGAUGUUAGUAUGUAUUUGCGUAUGUAUGUGAAUGUGCAUUCUGGCUCCCAAGAAGGUUAGACCCUUGAAUCUUGUAGCAGGAAUUAUAGGAAGAUGUAAAAGACCUGACCUUGUUUCUGGGAAUGAAAUUUUCUUCCCUGUUCAGCCAUGUCUCUAGCCAUAUACAUUUUUAAAGCCUCUCUAUAUAAACUUGAAAUCAGGAAAUAGUGAAGAAUUCAUACAAGAGAAAGACCAUAUUCAUGUAAAUGAUUGGAUAGAGACUCUAGAUAUCAUAGUUGCCAUCAGUUUCAAAGAGAAAAAAAAUCUUUUUCAUUUUAACCUCGAAGAACGUAAAUUACUACCAUGUUCCCUCAAGACUGAUGGUGGAAAUAACUACAUUGUGGUCUCUAUUUUGCAACAUUUGAAGUCGAUAUUAAAAUAUGCUAUAUAUGGCAAAUCCACUUGCUAAAUUUUGUUUUGAUGUCCUUAUAUUUAUUCUGUGACUUUGCUCUUCCUCCAUUGUGCUUCUCCUUAAUGAUAGUUAUUUUUCUGCUGCAAUGUAUUAAAUGGGAUAUCAAUCACCAAAUGUGUCACUUUGUGAUUAUAAUUUGCAAAUAAAUCUGUCUG
Messenger RNA from Microtus oregoni (creeping vole), 3764 nucleotides. Its product is annotated as zinc finger protein 431-like. Lineage: Eukaryota; Metazoa; Chordata; Mammalia; Rodentia; Cricetidae. Gene Ontology annotation, cellular component: nucleus. Gene Ontology annotation, molecular function: RNA polymerase II cis-regulatory region sequence-specific DNA binding; DNA-binding transcription factor activity, RNA polymerase II-specific. The record is from RefSeq and is a predicted model, not a curated record. The transcript is spliced from 5 exons. Gene Ontology annotation, biological process: regulation of transcription by RNA polymerase II. Bases 134 to 2200 code for a protein of 688 amino acids.